Molecule: messenger RNA, 1524 nt
Organism: Cadophora gregata
Lineage: Eukaryota; Fungi; Ascomycota; Leotiomycetes; Helotiales; Ploettnerulaceae
Exons: 6
Coding region: 1-1524 (507 amino acids)
Cellular component (GO): cytosol
Molecular function (GO): peroxidase activity; heme binding
Source: RefSeq, a predicted model, not a curated record
AUGGCUUCUCCCUUGAAUCUCGAUAACAUCCAGGGUGAUAUCUUGUCUGGACUUCCCAAGAAGGGAGAGAUAUUCUUCUUCUUUCAGAUCAACAAGGACCUCCUCCAAGAUUUCUGCACCGGAGUCGGUCAGCUUGCUCAUCACGUCACAUCUGUGACCCAGUGUGAGGAUGACAGACAAAAGAUCGUCAAGGAAAAGGAGAGAGCUGCAUUGCAUGAUACAACUCCGAAACUUCUGGAGUUGAGUGGCAUCAAUAUUGCGUUCUCUCAUAAAGGCCUCAAAGCUUUGGGGAUCAGAGACCCCAUUGGUGAUGAUGUCUUCGUGAAGGGUAUGGUUGCAGAUGCUGAUGGGGAAGACCGCGACGUUGACGGAGAGGGGGAACCUUCCAAAUAUCUCAACGAUGAUUUGAGCCAAUGGGAGCCAGAAUUCCGUGAUGAAGAGAUCCACGGAGUGAUUCUCAUCACCGGUAGCAGCCACCCAAAGCUCAAAGAAACUCUUUCAAAGGUCAAGAGUAUCUUCAAGGUUGGCCGGAAUGGAGCUAGCAUUACCGAAGUAACUCAUGUCGAAGGACACGUCAGACCUGGCGAUGUAGCUGGGCAUGAACACUUCGGAUUUGCCGAUGGUAUCGCCCAACCUGCAGUCGAUGGCGUUCCGACCUUGGUCCAUCGAGGCACAGACACGAUUCAUCAAGGAAUAAUCCUCGUGGGUCGACCAGGAGACGCGUUGAGAGAGAGCAGACCUUCAUGGGCUUUGGACGGAAGCUUUCUUGUAUUCCGUAAACUCAAGCAGAAGGUCCCAGAAUUUCAGAAGUUUCUCGACGUCGAAGGCCCAAAGAAUCGGCUCACUCCUGAUCUUCUAGGUGCCAAGUUGGUCGGUAGAUGGAAAAAUGGAGCGCCUGUUGAGAACUUCCCGCUUGAACCUGCUUCAGAGGACGAUAAAGCCAACUUCAAGGCUGCUGCUAAAGACUCUUCUCAAAAUGAUAACUUUCGCUAUCAACAGAAUGUCAAGCAGAAGAAUUGCCCAUAUGCAGCACAUACCCGCAAGACGAAUCCCAGAGAUGACUUUCCGUUCAAUAUCGAUGCUCAUCAGGAACAUCGUAUCAUCCGUCGUGGCAUACAGUACGUAUCUAAAUCCUGUCCUUUCCAUCAGUCGGUCAGGUAUUUUCGAGACGUGCCUUCGCAUCCUCUCAAGGCCCCGACUCAGAUCAUCAAGGCUAACCUCAUAAUGCCCUUAGGUAUGGACCUGAAGUUACUGACGAAGAGAUUACGACUGCAACAAGCUCACCAGAUCUCAAGCUCGAGCGUGGCCUUCUUUUCGUCUGCUACCAGAGCGACCUCUCAAAAGGGUUCUCCUUCAUUCAAAAACUCUGGGCAAACAACACAGGGUUCCCCAACAAAACCAGAACUGAUCCUAAAAUUACACGUCCUGGCUUCGACCCCAUCAUUGGCGCUGCUCAUUUCAAUAAGCCGGAGCCAAGUCGCCAAAUGGUCGGCUUCGAUGCAGAAGACCAAGGGAAGUCACUAG